ACAUCCUGAACCAGCCAAUCACAGCCGGGCCUGCUGCGGAAAUGCUCCAGUGAAGCACUGAUCAGACAUCAUCAUCCAGGACGUGUUUUCAAGUUUCACACAGAGUCGCAGGCGGCUGCGAUCAUCCAGAGCGGCUGUCUCCUCCGAGUAGACUUUACCCGAGCAGAGGGGACGAGAGCAGAGGAUCUACCCGAAGAGAGGCGAAGAUUUGUGGGAAGAAAGUCAACGAACACGACGGCUGAGUUGAUGUUUUUUGAAGGACCGAUCACAUGCGAUGAAAGACAUGGACAUCUUCACUGCUUCCUCUGACCGAGGCCUGUCAGACUUCGAGCUCAUUGAUGAAAUCAUCAAACAGGAUGGUGAGCAGUCGGCCGUCAGCCUCCCUCGACCUUGUCCCCCUCCCGCCGACCUCCUCCCCCAGGUGCCGCGCAGCCAGCACCUCAGGGUGCACCGACAGAGCUCCUCGCUGGCGUCACAGCCGGUGCUAGUGGCCAGAGGCACUGCACACCCGCCGACCUGCACCUUCUCUCCAUCCCUCCUGCGGCUCAACAAUCCCAGUGAGAUGGCGUCAGCUCCUCCUUCGCGGGCCGCCACCUCUCCAGCCGGCUCCUCUCGCUCAUGUCAAGGCAUUUCCUCUAAGAACCGGGACGACACCGACAUGCUGGACCGGAUUCUGGAGAAGCCCAGGCUGGUGGUGGUGGAGGAGCCCAAGGACAGAGGCAUGAGGUUUCGGUACGAGUGUGAAGGACGCUCCGCCGGCAGCAUCCUGGGGGUGUCCAGCACCGACACCAACAAGACUCAGCCUGCGAUUGAGAUCCAGGGUCCCAUUGAAUACAUAAAGAGGGUCACAGUCACUGUUUCCUUGGUGACGAAAGACCUCCCUCACCGGCCUCAUCCCCACUGCCUUGUGGGUAAAGACUGCCCGACUGGUUCAGGGAUCUGUGAGGUCUCGUUCAACCCUCACAGCAACCGGCGUCACAGCUUUGCCAACCUUGGCAUCCAGUGUGUGAGGAGGAAAGAACUUGACACUUCACUUCAGAAAAGAAGAAGCCAAAAUAUCGACCCCUUUCAAACUGGCCACACAAAGGGCAUUGAAGACCUGGACAUGAACGCUGUGCGUUUGUGUUUCCAGUGCGAGCUCGAGUGGGAGGAUGGCGGGAAGGACAGUCUCAGCCCUGUGGUGUCAACUACAAUUUAUGACAAGAAGGCCACGACUACAUCCCAGUUGAAGAUCACUUGUUUGAACCAGUACAGAGGCUCCUGCACGGGAAAGACCGAGAUCUACAUGUUGUGUGACAAAGUGCAGAAAGGUGAGAGGAAUUUAAUUUUUAUUUGUGUUCUCUAUCGGUUCUGGGGAACAGAAUGAGUCUCACACAGCAGAGUACAUUAGACAUGCUCUUCCUC
Messenger RNA from Paralichthys olivaceus (Japanese flounder), 1404 nucleotides. NCBI's taxonomy places the organism in Eukaryota, Metazoa, Chordata, Actinopteri, Pleuronectiformes, Paralichthyidae. The record is from RefSeq and is a predicted model, not a curated record.